Sebastes umbrosus (honeycomb rockfish) is the source of this 4481-nucleotide messenger RNA. It is a transcript of the gene sacm1lb, whose product is annotated as SAC1 like phosphatidylinositide phosphatase b. The record is from RefSeq and is a predicted model, not a curated record. Bases 228 to 2030 code for a protein of 600 amino acids. Gene Ontology annotation, cellular component: endoplasmic reticulum. The transcript is spliced from 20 exons. Gene Ontology annotation, biological process: phosphatidylinositol dephosphorylation. Gene Ontology annotation, molecular function: phosphatidylinositol-4-phosphate phosphatase activity. NCBI's taxonomy places the organism in Eukaryota, Metazoa, Chordata, Actinopteri, Perciformes, Sebastidae.
UCUCCGUCAGGACGGUGUAGUGACUCUGCUAACGAUAAUCACCCCGUAGAGACUAAAGACUAGCUCCCCCGUCAGCGCAGACAUCGUGUUGCUGCUCCUACAGCCGACGCUACGUCUCAUUACACUCAAAGUUUACUCCACUAAUGAGCAUUUAUGGGGAUUUGAUAGCGGGACAUCAUUAACACCACUUAACGUAGCAGGAGUGAAGCUAUAUUUAAGAAGGUUUAAUGGAUGCGACACUAGAAAACCAGCUGCUUCAACAAGGUUGCAGUGUUGCAUUAGCACAGAGAGCUAACAGGCGCACCACACCUGAGAAGUUCUACAUAGAGGCUUGUGAUGAUGGAUCCGAGGACGUCAUGGCUAUUGACAGGGUGUCCACUGAGAUGACUCUCACAGUGAAGAGGGACAUCCCUGCAUCUGCUGAGACCAGGCCAAUACAUGGACUCAUGGGGACUAUACGUUUGGUGGCAGGCAUGUACCUGGUUGUCAUCACAAAGAAGAAGAAGGUGGGAGAUCUGCUGGGCCAUGCUGUGUGGAAGGCUCAGGACUUUGACAUCAUCUCCUAUAAAAAGACAAUACUUCACCUGACAGACAACCAGAUGCAAGACAACAAGACUUUCCUGUCCAUGAUCAACGGUGUGCUUCACACAGACGGCUUCUACUUUGCGACAGACUACGACCUGACCCACACUCUGCAGCGCCUGGCUAACACCAGCCCUGAGUUUCAGGAGAUGAGCCUUCUGGAGAGGGCAGAUCAGCGAUUUGUCUGGAAUGGCCACCUUUUGAGGGAAUUCAUUGCACAGCCAGAGUUACACAAGUUUGUGUAUCCUGUUGUCCACGGCUUCAUCAUCAUGAAGUCAAGCUGCAUCAAUGGAAAGGUGUUUGAGUGGAGUAUUAUCUCCAGGAGGAGCUGUUUCAGAGCCGGUGUCCGCUACUAUGUCCGAGGCAUUGAUUCAGAAGGCCAUCCUGCUAACUAUGUGGAAACGGAGCAGAUAGUGCAGUACAACAGCGCCAAAGCUUCCUUUGUCCAGACAAGAGGCUCCAUCCCCUUCUACUGGUCCCAAAGGCCCAAUCUCAAGUACAAGCCAAAACCACAGAUCAACAAAACAGUGAACCACUUGGACGGAUUCCAGAGACACUUUGACUCACAGGUUAUUCUCUAUGGAAGACAAGUCAUUCUGAACUUGAUCAACCAAAAGGGCUCAGAAAAGCCUCUGGAGCUGGCAUUUGACAAGAUGGUGACCGACUUGGGUAACGGCAUGAUCAAGUACGUAGCCUUUGACUUCCACAAGGAGUGCAGUCGGAUGAGGUGGCACCGCCUGCAGAUCUUAUUGGACAUGGUCGCUGAAAUGCAGGACGAAUUUGGAUAUUUCCUGGUGGAUGCAGAUGGGAAGGUGCUGUUGGGCCAGGAGGGGACCUUUCGGAGCAACUGCAUGGACUGUCUGGACCGUACCAACGUCAUCCAGAGCAUGCUGGCCCAGCGCUCGCUGCAGUCACAGCUACGGAAAAUGGGAGUCCUCCACGUGGGCCAGCAGCUCGAGGAGCAGGCCGACUUUGGGAAGAAAUUCAAGAACGCCUGGGCAGACAAUGCUGAUGCCUGUGCCAAGCAGUACGCUGGUACCGGUGCCUUGAAGACCGACUUCACCAGGACAGGGAAGAGGACUCAUUGGGGGCUGGUGAUGGACGGCUGGAACUCCAUGAUCCGAUAUUACAAAAACAACUUCUCUGAUGGUUUCAGACAGGACUCCAUUGAUCUGUUCCUGGGGAACUACGCUGUGGAUGAAGCUGAUAUGGCCACCCCGCUGCGUGACACCAAAGACUGGAAGUUCCUGACGUUGCCUAUCGUCAUGGUGGUGGCGUUCUCCAUGUGCAUCAUCUCCCUGCUAAUGGCUGGUGACACGUGGACUGAGACUCUGGCCUACGUUCUGUUCUGGGGAUCAGCCAGCGUGGUGACGGGCGGCCUCAUCCUCUUUAACGGACUGGACUUUGUAGAUGCUCCCAAGUUGGUCCAGAAGGAGAAGCUGGACUGAAUGUGUGUGUGUGGAAAGCAGCUGGGCCUUGGCGACCUCACCGCCUCAUCCUCUAGCUCUUCAUCGCUUUACCCCCAGCAUCAGCAUCAGCAGGCCUGGAGCCUGUACUGACGGAGGGGUGGAGUGGAGGAGGGCGGUGGGAAGCAGGGCCGGCCUCGUGUACGACGACGACAACGGUGGAAAGACAGAGACUGGGAGUGCACGGGCCCGCUGCUGUCCACACUGUAGCUACUGUCAUGUGGACGGGACUGUCUGUCCACAGCUUUACUGGAACCUCGGGGGUUUGUUUUUACUGGAUGUGAUUGUUCCUGAUUUCUGAGGAAUGCUGUGGGAAUGAAUGUUUGUCCCACUGCAUUCCCUUAAUGGGUGCGUUGGGAUCAGAUUCACAACGGCUGCUGUGACGUCACAGCACAGCUGAAACUGAAUUUACUGUAUUUACCGUUAAUUUGCCUUUUGUCUUUUUCUCUUUGCCAAUAUAUGUUUAUAUCCAUGUACAGUUGCUCUGUCCCGGGUUAGACGCUGCCUGUUUCUGGCUUCAAGACCAGUAACGGGUCCAUAAGGCUCCAGGAAAUCUGGCCUUCUUUUGCCACAAUUUUAAAUCACACCGCCAGGGUAUCAUGGGAAGUCCUCAAUAUCCCAAAUGUCUACUGGCAACUUGUUGAAUGGUGCAUUUGAGCGGUCUUUAUCACUUCAUCCUUAAUCAUCAUGUGAGGUUGAUCGAUUAAAAGGCCGCUGCAGAAUGUAAAUAAUACCGUUCCUGUUAGUAGCCUGUUCAUCACUACAUGUAGGCUGUUCAUUACAGCUGACUGUAAAUUUAGGUGUCAUGGAACCUGCCACUUGGACUUUACUCCUAUUUAUUUACCCUGAAAAGUCAUUUGUGCACAGAAGUGAGUAUUUGCUGCUCUCUAUUUACUUAAUUCUUGCUCUCAAAUGAGUCAUUUGUGUGCAGGAAUAAACAAAGCAUGUUGUUAAACACUAUUGUUAACAUUUUAACACUUUAAAGGGAUGUCAGACACUACAUUGUUUAAAGGGUUCUCUAUACGAUAUUCACAAGAUUAAUAUAGCAGCAAACAACUAUUUCUAUAUAUAUAUUAAUACACUGGAGUAAUGUCUACUUGAGCAGAGAAUGAAGUUUCCCUCUGUGUGUUUUGUAAUCACAGCCUCUCUGCUUUGUUGACAUCGCCGGGCCACCCACACGUGCCUUUUAGUGCAUGUGAGCGUGCCCCACUGGUGAUGCUCUGUUAGAUGUCGCUUCAGCAAUACUGGUCAGCUUUGGCGGCUAUCAGUUAUCAGCUGGGCAUACACUGUACGAUUUUAGAAACGUUGGUGUGUAGUUCCUACUCCUACUGGACGAGUAGAUCGUUUGCGAUGUAAAGCCAAAGCUCACGAAUUAUGUGCUCACACUGUACGGUCCAAUCGUCAGCCACGACCUGAGUGAUCACACCGUGUAAAAUAGAAGAAAAAAAACCCGUCAGCCCCUGAGGGGUCGUUCUGUCUGUUGACAGUUGUCAAUAAAGAUUAGUUUGAAAGCACCGAGGCAGGUAAAGUUUGUUUGCUAGCAGAGGUCUGUACGGGUCACAAUGCUAACAAGGCAGAAACGUGCUGCCUUGAUCAUCUGUACCAUCCUGUCUGCUGAAACGUCUAAAAAAAGAUGCGCCGGCGUAGAUGGACUCGCAGGUGGCGAGGAAGCUACGUAAGCUAGCUACAUUUUAUUAUAUCUAUUGUAUUGUAUUGGACGGCCGAUCAAAAUUUCGGAGAUGUCAGAAAUUCAUCCGACUCUCCGACGACCGGUCGGGAGGAGUUAAUUGGUCCUCGUUCCCCCCGUACACUGCACGGCAAACAACGUCCUCAGUCCGACUCUAAAAUGAGUCGUGCGGCUCAAAAUCUGGGCCAGAAACGGGCUAAAAUCGUUCAGCUUCAUCUGAACGAUCUGAUCUAAAUAACUGCUUAGUUUGAUCUGGGACGGAGACGCAUGGAUAUACUUUAGAUUUUGCCUGUUGGACAAUGUUGUGUUAUCGCUGACAUUCCUAAAAUAUAUAUGUUAAAUAUUAACUAUAGUGUUUAAUGUUAUGUUCUGUUAAAUCGUGUAAUUGGAGAACAUUUAUUUCAAAUAUUUUUUUUCCCCCUCCAUGACACCUGCCGGGCGCUAAGAAGAGCGCUAAGAAUGUGCAACUUGUUGAGGAUCACUCAAAUGCAUUAUUAACUUUGUCUCUGUAAAGGUGGAUUUAUGCUUCUUUAUUCUAUUUAUGAAUGAUUUAAAAGAGAAUUUGUGGCACUCGUAUUUAGAGUUCUCUCUUUGCUACAAACAAAAUUCAUAAGUGGUCCAGACGACCUUUAGCGCGAGUCAUGAACACAGCUCGUUUGAUUUAAGAAUUGUAAUGCCUUAAUCUGAAUGAAUUUGGAGUUUAAAUACGAUACUGAAACUAACUCAAAUAAAAUAUUUAAGACAAA